AUGUCUGGUGUAGUUGGAAGUAUUCCUGUGUCCCCGCUGGCUGGCAGUCAGAACAAAUCUCUGCCACUCGCAUCCUCCAAUUUAAGACGUUUUUCAGAGGCCGGCCUGGGACAGAGUCCCAGGACCGACGCCACACUGCUUUCAGCUGUCUGUUUUGCCAAGAGCAAGUCAAAAACCAUUCUGGUAAGACUGGUGAGCCAAGCUGGGACAGGUUUCUCCUUCAAUCACAAGAGAAGCCGACUCCAAGAAAAGCUGACUCUUCUGCAUUAUGAUCCAAUUGUGAACAAAAAAGUUCUCUUCGUGGAACAGAAAAAAAUCCACUCCCUCUAAGCAAUGGAUUGAGA
Molecule: messenger RNA, 344 nt
Organism: Onychomys torridus (southern grasshopper mouse)
Lineage: Eukaryota; Metazoa; Chordata; Mammalia; Rodentia; Cricetidae
Product: 39S ribosomal protein L33, mitochondrial-like
Exons: 2
Coding region: 1-330 (109 amino acids)
Biological process (GO): translation
Cellular component (GO): mitochondrion; ribosome
Molecular function (GO): structural constituent of ribosome
Source: RefSeq, a predicted model, not a curated record